UGAGUCAGGUAGAGGAGUCGAUAAAACCACCUGAUCCAGGAAAAGGAAGGCACCGCGGAGCAGAGACUCACAGGCGCGCCUGGGCGGCGCAGCGACCCCGCAGCAGAGAAAGGCAGCAGAGAAAGGCCAUGCCCGCGCUCUGGCUCAGCUGCUGCCUCUGCUUCUCCCUCCUCCUGCCUGCGGCUCUGGCCACCUCUGGGAGCCAAGUGUGUGACUGCAAUGGGAAGUCUGGGCAAUGCACCUUUGAUAGAGAACUUCACAGACAGACAGGAAAUGGAUUCCGCUGCCUCAACUGCCAAGACAACACCGAGGGCAUUCACUGUGAGAGGUGCAAAGAGGGCUUUUUCCAACCCAGAGCUCAAGACCACUGCCAACCCUGCAAUUGUAACUCUAAAGGUUCUCUCAGUGCUCAGUGUGACAGCUCUGGGCAGUGCAGCUGUAAGCCAGGGGUGAUGGGAGACAGGUGUGACCGCUGUCUGCCAGGUUUUCGCACACUCUCGGAGGCAGGCUGCUCUCAAGACCAGAGGCUUCUAGACCCUAGAUGUGACUGCAACCCAGCUGGCAUCUCAGGACCCUGUGACUCAGGCCACUGUGUCUGCAAGCCAGCUGUCACUGGAGAGCGCUGUGACAGGUGUCGCCCAGGUCACUAUCAUCUGGAUGGGGGGAACCCCAAGGGCUGCACCCAGUGUUUCUGUUAUGGACAUUCAGCCACCUGCCACAGCUCAGGAGACUACAGUGUGCAUAGAAUCACCUCUUCCUUCCAUCAAGAUGUGGAUGGUUGGAAGGCAGUCCAGCGAAAUGGGUCUCCUACAAAACUCCAGUGGUCACAACGCCAUCGGGAUGUGUUUAGCUCAGCACGACGCUCAGACCCCGUCUAUUUUGUAGCUCCUGCCAAAUUUCUUGGAAAUCAGCAGGUGAGUUACGGGCAGAGCCUGUCUUUUGAUUACCGUGUGGAUAGGGGCGGCAGACACCCAUCUGUUCACGAUGUGAUACUGGAAGGUGCUGGGCUCCGGGUCAUGGCUCCCUUGAUGCCACGUGGUAAGACACUGCCUUGUGGAGUCUCCAAGACUUACACAUUCAGAUUAAAUGAACAUCCCAGCAGUAACUGGAGCCCCCAGCUGAGUUACUUUGAGUACCGGAGGUUACUGCGGAACCUCACAGCCAUGCGGAUACGAGCUACCUAUGGAGAAUACAGCACUGGGUACCUGGACAAUGUGACCUUGAUCUCAGCACGCCCCGUCUCGGGUGCUCCAGCUCCCUGGGUUGAACAAUGUGUCUGUCCCGCCGGGUACAAAGGGCAGUUCUGUCAGGAUUGUGCAUCUGGCUACAAAAGAGAUUCGGCCAGACUGGGACCUUUUGGCGCCUGCAUCCCCUGUAACUGCCAAGGGGGCGGGGCCUGUGACCCAGACACAGGAGACUGCUACUCAGGAGAUGAGAACCCCGAUAUUGAGUGUGCAGACUGUCCCCUGGGCUUCUACAACGACCCACAUGACCCCCGCAGCUGCAAGCCCUGCCCCUGUCGCAAUGGCUUCAGCUGCUCGGUGAUGCCCGAGACGGAGGAGGUGGUGUGCAGCAACUGCCCCCCUGGCGUCACUGGCGCCCGCUGUGAGCUCUGUGCUGAUGGCUACUUUGGAGACCCCUUUGGAGAGCAGGGUCCCGUGAGGCCUUGCCAGCCUUGUCAGUGCAACAACAAUGUGGACCCUGGGGUCCCUGGGAACUGUGACCGUCUGACAGGCCAGUGUCUGAAGUGCAUUCACAACACCGCUGGCGCCCACUGUGAGCAGUGCCAAGCAGGGUACUUUGGAAACCCCUUGGCUCCCAACCCACUGGACAAGUGUCGAGCUUGCAGCUGUAACCCAUUGGGGUCAGAGCUGGCAGAGUGUCGAGGUGAUGGCAGCUGUGUUUGCAAGCUGGGUUACAGUGGCCUCAACUGUGAGCAUGCAGCACAAACCAGCUGUCCCUCCUGCUACAACCAAGUGAAGACACAGGUGGAUCUGUUUAUGCAGCAGCUUCAGAGGCUGGAGGCUCUAGUCUCAAGGGCUCAGGGUGCUGGUGGAGCAGUGUCCAACUCAGAGCUGGAAGGCAGGAUGCAGCAGGCGGAGCAAGCCCUUCAGGACAUUCUCCGAGAAGCCCAGAUUUCAGAAGGUGCAAUUAGAUCUCUCAACCUUCGGAUGACCAAAGCCAGGAACCAACAAAGUAGCUACCAGAGCCGCCUGGAUGACCUCAAGCUUGCUGUGGACAGAGUCCGGGCACUGGGCAAUCAGUAUCAGAACCGCAUUCAGGAUACUCGAAGGCUCAUCACUCAGCUGCAGCUGAGCCUGGAGGAGAGCGAGGCGUCCCUGCGAAACACAAACAUUCCUCCCUCCGAUCACUAUGAGGGACCAAAUGGCUUUAAAAGUCUGGCUCAGGAGGCCACAAGGCUGGCUGACAGCCAUGCUGAGUCAGCCAGCAACGUGGAGCAGCUGGUAAGGGAAACUGAGGACUAUUCCAAGCAGGCACUGUCACUGGUGCGCAAGACUCUGGAGGAAGGAGGUGGAAGUGGAAAUCUGGAUGCCUUCAUGGUGCAAGGACUUGUGGGAAAAUUAGAGAAAACCAAGUCUCAGGCCCAGCAGUUGUCCAGGGAGGUCACUCAAGCUGACCUGGAAGCAGAGAGGUCUUACCAACAAAGCCUUCAUCUUCUUGAUUCUGUGUCUCAGCUUCAGGGAGUUGGGGCCCAGUCCUUUCAGGUAGAAGCCAAGAGGAUCAAACAAAAAGCUGAUUCUCUCUCAAGCCUGGUGACUAGACAAAUGAAUGCGUUCAAACAUGUGCACAGCAAUCUGGGGAGCUGGGAAGAAGAAACCCAGAAGCUCUUGCAGAAUGGAAAGAAUGAGAAACAGAAAUCAGAUCAAUUGCUUUCCCGAGCCAACCUUGCUAGAAGUAGAGCCCAAGAAGCACUAAGUAUGGGCAAUGCUACUUUUUAUGAAGUUGAGAAUAUCCUAAAGAACCUCAGAGAGUUUGACCUGCAGGUAGAAGUCAGGAAAGCAGAAGCUGAAGAGGCCAUGAAGAGAUUCCCCUCCAUCAGCCAGAAGGUUGCAGCUGCCAGAGAUAAAACUGAGCAGGCAGAAGCAGCCCUGGGCAGCACUGCAGCCGAUGCCCAAAGGGCAGCCAGGGCAGUCCUGGAGAUCACCAGCAAGAUUGAACAGGAGAUUGGGGGUUUGGACUUGGAAGCCAAUGUGACCGCAGAUGGAGCCUUGGCCAUGGAGAAGGGACUGGCUGCUCUGAAGAGUGAGGUGCGGAAAGUGGAGGGAGCACUGACCCAGAAAGAACAGGACUUUGACAUGGACUCAGACGCUGUGCAGAUGGUUAUUACAGAAGCCCAAAGAGUUAACACCAGAACCCAGGAUGUUGGAGUUACCAUCCAAGACACACUCAACACUCUGGACAGCAUCCUGCACCUCUUAGAUCAGCCUGACCGCGCAGAUGAAGAGGGUCUGCUCUUACUGGAGCAGAAACUAGCCCGAGCCAAAACCCAGAUCAACAGCCAGCUACGGCCCCUGUUGUCGGAGCUGGAAGAGCGGGCCCGUCGGCAGAGCGGCCACCUCCACUCGCUAGAGAUAAGCAUCGAUGGGGUUCUAGCAGAUGUGAAGAACCUGGAGAACAUUCGGGACAACCUGCCCCCAGGCUGCUACAACACCCAGGCUCUAGAGCAACACUGACGCUGCCAUCCAACUGUCUUAGCCAAGGCUCCUGGAAUGCAGACCUCAGGGCCAUCUCAUGGGGGUAGGGUGGCACAGGGACCCUUGGACAUGUUCAGGCCAAAUGAGGUGGAUCCCAUCCCCGAGGCCCUGGCCAGGGCACUAGCUCCUUGCCUCAGUAUGCUGCUGUUUUCUUCCUGGUGGCGGCCCAUGAGGCAGACAGCACUGAGCAAGAGGCUGAACUAGCACUGUGGCCCAAACGGUGGACUGGAUGGAAGGACAAAUCACACGGGCAGGAGAUGGCCACAGAAUGGUCAGAAUCUAAAACCUGGAGUGUGGAUGAGUGCUGCUAGGUUAGCCAGCUGAUUCUUCAAGUAAUGUGACCAAAAGACACAUUUUUAAAUUUCCCCAGGAAAUUCUUCCCUAUGUCCGAACAGAGAGCGAAGUCCUAUCUCACUAUGACCAGUAGAAUACUGUUGCCUUUUGGCAUCCAGAUACCAGCCUGUCAUUGACCAGACUUCCUCCACCUCUCACCUGGCUGGUAAAUACACACUUCCCCCUCUAAGUUGGAAGGAGGGAACAGUGGCUGGAAGCUUCCCUUUGGAACAGAGACACCUGAUGGUGGCUGCCGCUUUUUAGUCCUUCUGGGCCUAGAGGGGGCAUCCUUUCUCCUGACAGUGCUAAGGCAAUGUAGAGUCUACAUUUUUAUUAAAGCAUUUUCUGCCAGCAAAGUAAAACACUGGAAGAGGCUUUUACUUGUGGGUUUCAAAGUAAUUUUAAACAAAAAUGCAGCUUGGACAUUUGAAAGAGGUGUGAUUAAGUUAUUUAGUGCCCACAAUUCAAUCCCAUUAUCAAAAAUAUAUUUAAGCAUCUGUGUGUUUUAUUGCCCUCCCACCCCAACACACACAACAGAGAAUAUUCCUACCCACACCUGGGUAGACCCCAUCCUUCCAUCCAUCCUCCCAUCCUUCCAGCAUAUAUUUAUUGAGUGGCUACUACAUGUUCAGGGCUGGCAUAUAGGGGUGACAGAGUCUCUGUCCUCACAGAUUGACCAGCAAGGGAGACAGACAUUGGAAAAACAAACUUACAAAUCACGUUGAUUACAAGUGGCGUUUGUGGCAGUAACCCCCUGGGUUGCAACCUCCUUUCUCAAUAGAACAUGUUGCAAAAUGCUCCCAGUGUGUGUGGGGGGGCUUGGGUUUUGGCACAUCCCAGAUGGUGCUGGGGUGUACACCCUUCUUUGUAUGCCAGAAGUUACUCCGCCCUUUUCCACAACUGAUUACAACAGGCUGUUGAGUCAUGGAGAUACCAGUGGGAAUUUCUGGAAAAAUCAGGGACUCUUCUCACCCCUCCACCUUGGAGCAGAGGAUUUUGGUGCUGCCUCCCAUCUGUAUCCUCUUGGCUUUUCAAGGACAUGGUUUUCAAUAAAGAACAAUUAUUUGA
Molecule: messenger RNA, 5117 nt
Organism: Erinaceus europaeus (western European hedgehog)
Lineage: Eukaryota; Metazoa; Chordata; Mammalia; Eulipotyphla; Erinaceidae
Gene: LAMC2
Product: laminin subunit gamma 2
Exons: 23
Coding region: 129-3695 (1188 amino acids)
Molecular function (GO): extracellular matrix structural constituent
Source: RefSeq, a predicted model, not a curated record